Messenger RNA from Anopheles marshallii, 1142 nucleotides. Its product is annotated as kelch domain-containing protein 3. The coding region runs from base 1 to 1131 and encodes 376 amino acids. Lineage: Eukaryota; Metazoa; Arthropoda; Insecta; Diptera; Culicidae. The record is from RefSeq and is a predicted model, not a curated record. Gene Ontology annotation, cellular component: cytoplasm. The transcript has 4 exons. Gene Ontology annotation, molecular function: chromatin binding; protein binding.
AUGCAUUGGAUCGUGAACCUCGAAGGUGGACCGAGACGCGUUAACCAUGCUUCCGUGGCGGUGGGUGAAUUUAUCUAUUCCUUCGGCGGGUACUGCACGGGAGAGGAUUAUCACUCGAACAGCGCAAUAGAUGUACACGUUCUCAACACGCACAACAUGCGCUGGGCACCGAUCCCGGCGGUCGAAGACGAAAACGGUGUGCCGUGCAAGUAUCCGGAGGUGCCGUUUCAACGGUACGGUCACACGGCGGUUGCGUUCGGGCGCAAAGUGUACCUAUGGGGUGGACGGAACGAUGAGAUCGUUUGCGACAUACUCUUCUGCUUCGAUACGAAAACACGCAAGUGGACCCGACCUUCGGUAACGGGCACGGUUCCCGGUGCUCGCGAUGGCCAUUCGGCGUGUAUCUACGAUGAGCGCAUGUACAUUUUUGGCGGCUUUGAGGAGAGCAUAGACAAAUUCUCCUGUGACGUCUACUACCUCGAUCUGCGCACGAUGCACUGGACGUACGUAAAUACGCUUGGAGAACCACCGUCUUACCGGGAUUUUCAUUCCGCCACCGUACUCAACCAUCGGAUGUACGUGUUUGGCGGGAGAAGCGACGCUGUAGCACCAUAUCACUCGCAGGAGGAAAUCUAUUGUCCAAAUAUAAAGUAUCUGGACCUGCGGGCGGAUCGAUGGUACACACCGAAAACCACUGGCGAAAUUCCAGUGGGUCGAAGAAGUCAUUCUGCAUUUACCUACAAUAACAAAAUUUACAUCUUUGCGGGAUACAAUGGCAAUAUAGACAAACAUUUCAAUGAUCUCUACUGUUUCGAUCCCGAACGAAACGUUUGGCGGCAGGUGACUCCACAAGGUCAAGCACCGCGGGCCAGACGGCGCCAAUCAUGCUUGGUGAUUGGCAAACGAAUGUAUCUAUUUGGUGGCACCUGUCCCACAAACAAUGGCGAUCCAUCAUCAUUUGAUUAUAGCGAUACGCACGUGCUUGAUUUUGAACCAAGCUUGUGCACUUUGGCCAUCAUAAAAGUUCUGGAAUACAGACUCGAUGUUACAAGUUUACCUCAGGACAUCAGAAUCGAAAUACGAAACAUGUCUACACCAAACAAAAUCGGACGAUCUCUAAACAAAGGUUGAACGAAGGAUGC